Molecule: messenger RNA, 8135 nt
Organism: Varroa destructor (honeybee mite)
Lineage: Eukaryota; Metazoa; Arthropoda; Arachnida; Mesostigmata; Varroidae
Product: FRAS1-related extracellular matrix protein 3-like
Biological process (GO): anatomical structure morphogenesis; cell communication
Cellular component (GO): membrane
Source: RefSeq, a predicted model, not a curated record
UUCCGCAAGUUUGUGCUUAUGAGUGUUCUCCAAGUGCUAUAGAUAAACAGACCGAACGCAGUGGGGGUAUGUGCACAUAUAUGUCUGUACAUUCGUUUCACUCUUGUACUAAGUUUUAAUUUAUUGGUGUUGUUAUUGUACAAUUCAUUGGAUUUACUGUCACGGAGCUAUGACUAUUGUCUACGUAAUAUAAAUGUGGAGCGCGUAAAUAUAAAAAGCCCAUAUUAACAUUGAACGUAGAGGUUGAUCAACCAUGUAUGAAUGUGACUGACUCACUUGCCUAAAUUUGAUCUACCCCACAAAAGGCAUCUCUUUAAUAUGUUUUUUAUGCUGCUUCCGGAUAAUAGGAUACAUAAUGAGGCUCUUCUGGGAGAUGCUCUAUUUACUUUGGUAUGGUGCGGUGAUAUUUACGGACGGUCUAGAGAUCCGUCAUCUGUCAACGGAUAUAGGGCAGGGUUUAGAGCGAUAUGUGAAACUACUAAAAAACUGCUCUAGAGCAAUGUUAAUCAACGAUGAUCCCCACGUUGAAGUUCGCUUUCGAGGAGACUGCUCUUCUGAUGCCGUUCGUAUCAUACACCUUGGGUUUUAUCAGCCGCGUGAAAUUAUUGUAGAGUUCGCUAUCGAAUCGCCCUAUGUGCGGUUACUAUCACUUAAACUUAACGUUCAAGAAAAUCCUCGACUCCAAGGCUUGUUGAAGAAAUCAACAAAGCUACCUACAUUGAGAGCUAAUCAAACACUUUCAAAGGUUUUAAACCUUACGGAAUGUCAGGCAAGAAUCAGGCGUCGUCCGCGAAGCGCUCCAUUGCUUGGUCUUUGUGACGACGAUCCAUACUUGUGGAGAAAUUGUAUCGAUAUUCUAGAUGUUUACACUGAGUCCAACGAAUCAGAUGAAUUCGUGCUAGCUGUGAGGUUGGCUGAUAACUUCGAGGUGAAUAUCGCCGUGGGGCUCUCUCCAAAGGCAGUACUCCCGGAGCCCUCAUUCAAUAGUCAGCUUCGAAUAGAAGUCGUACCCAGACUCCUAUCGGCGGUGUUACGUCAGGUUCUGUCCACGGACGACUCCAGUUCUUUUUUCAGGGUGAUCAGCUUGCCCUCCUCAUGCACCUUUCUGCGAGCGCUAACACGAACGAAGGUAGCGCAAUUCACCCAAGAAGCUAUCGAUAAAUUGGCGAUCGCCUUCUACUGUCGAAAACCUACUGAUGAGACUAUGGUACAACUAGAAUUAGUUACUAUGUUCGGCCAAACAUCGGACCCAUUUUUCGUCACAAUCUCUAUCCCGGUGGAUAUCGACCUGUCCUAUAACGGCGUAGUACUGGCUGGAACGACGUCUACAGUUCGAUUAACCGUAACGAGCUCCAGAGAUGCCGAAAUACGAGUGGUGCGUGGCCUACAGCGGGGUAUCCUUCUUGCUAACGGAUCACCGAUCGAUUCAUUUGGUACCAACAUGUCACUCGACUACAGUGUUCAGGGCGUAGGCACGCAUCUCGCCCGAACUGUCACUACGGAUAACCUCGUUCUCGCCUUCGGUUCGUUUCACUUUAUUGUCCCUGUAUUGCUAGUCCCAUAUGAAGAGUUGCAGCUCCAGUUAAACCCUGUCAGGGUGGUCCCCGGCAGCGGUGUUGUUCUAAGUCCGAAGCACUUGAAUUUAGCGCGUAGCCACACCGGCAGCUUCAACUUAACGCUCCUCGACCCGCCAGCUGGUGGGCGGCUGCUUAAGUACGGUGAGGUUGUGAACAAUAUCUCGUCCAGCGAUCUUCUAGAUCUACAAAUCUCAUUCCGAGCUUUCCGAAAUGCCUCAACUUCGGAGACGAUCGUUUUCUCCUAUACCACACCGGGCAGCGGCCAACAACACACAACCAGGCUUCUCGUAGAGUAUACCGGUCAGAAGGAAGACCUUGUGGCCCCGCAGCAGUUUGAGUGUUCCUUACAAGUGGUAGUCCACCCGCGCAAUAUCCGCGUUCCGCUCGGCAAAAGCAACCUACACUUCGUCGAUGCCAGGGAAGGCGGCGUCGACGCUGGCUUCGCGGCGAAUUGCGCACGCGAAGUGAUGUACGAAGUAAAGACAAUGGAUAGCGCAGUGAGUGGCUAUUUAGGGAAUGAGAAGGGCCACCAGAUAAGUAGCUUUUCUCAGGGUGACAUCAAUCAGGGCUCGGUUUUCUACUUCCCACCGAACGUGUUUCAUAGGGUUGGUGGGCAAAAAGCCAUUUUUGAGUUUCGGGUGUAUGAUGCUAUGGGAAAUACCGGGCCAACAAACAAUUUGCAGGUGUACCUGGAAGCUCUUAAAAUUAGCAAGACUGUCUCAAAGCAAAUUGUGUGCCGACAGCCGAAAGUCGUGCUUGGCAGCGAGCUUCUAUCGUUAGGCUAUAACAGCUCAUCGACGGUGCUUGGCGUGACUGUUUUGCCUAAAUCCGGUCGUUUGGUGAGGACGAGAAAUGGUGUCGAUAACGACUUUGUUAUUGGAGAUAGCUUUAGCCAAGGAGAGCUGAUCGCCGGAUGUAUAUCGUAUCAAAGUGGCUUUGCGCCGACGAGUGAUACAUUCGAGUUGUUGGCGGUAAAUCCAAAGGAUCACACGCUUCGGAGGCGUAAAGUGAAACGAUCACGGCUGAAGCGACGCAAGUUUAAAAGGAACGGUAUGCAGUACUUUAAAAUUGUUGUAAAGCUUAUCGUCGACGACCAGAUGACGGGGACCGAGGGUCGGCGAGAGCAUAGUCUUGAGCUGGUUGUUGACGAGGGACGCAAGAAUAGCAUUGUCCAGACGGGUUCGAAUUUUACCCUAGCCAGCAUACCGCGUCAUGGUCAGGUUUUUAUUGCCGUCGAAAAAGACGAUACGGUCCAGAUAACGUACGUUCAUUCGGGGAAAGAGGUUGGCUUGACAGAAAACAAAGAUCAAUUUGUUCUGGAAUAUUCACAGGGGCUAGCAAAAGUACACGUCCGGAUCAUCCCAGUUGAUAAUGCAGCACCCAUAAUCAAGGCGGCGCAUUUCUAUCAAGUUAUGGAGGCGGCGUCCGUCAAUUUGGACAUAGAAGUAUUUGACAUAGACUCGAAAGCGUUUUGGUGUCACAUCAUAGAGGCUCCCAGCUACGGCCGGUUAACUUUAAAUAAUGAUAACGUAGUAAACCAAAUAGACAACAAUAACGUUGAUCAGAUAGUGUACAGGCAAAUUGUUCACCGUUUCGUUGAACCGACUGAAGACCACUUUAGCCUAAGCUGCUCCGAUGGAAUCAACGUUAGCCCGCCAAAAAAAAUACAAAUAUCUAUAACUCCACAGAAUGACGAGACUCCUAGUCUUAAGGUGAUCAACGUGACUGUCCUCGAGGGUCGCGAAGCUCCGGUAAAAAUUGAAGCUGUCGAUGGGGACGUCCCUAGAGAUAAUCUCAGCUUUCGAAUUAAUCAUCUUCCGACGCACGGAAUCGUCGGCCUGCUCCAGCCAAACGGGCGUGUGGAGGCGAUGGUGAGUUUUUUCGAAAACGCUUUAACCUUGCUGAUGUACAAACAUGAUGAUUCAGAAAACCUGCGCGAUUCGUUUGAGGUGACGGUAAGCGACGGCAUCCACUCGAGUCGCCAGCGUAUUGCAGUAAAGGUGUUGGCUGUCGAUGAUGAGGCACCAACGGUUUUGGCCAAUAGAGGUCUUCAAGUGAAGAUCGGUGAUGCUUCAGUCAUCACCUCCGAGCAUCUCAAAAUAGUAGACGCGGACAGCGAUCCGACCUCUGUUCGUGUCAAUAUUGUCAAACAACCUCGAUAUGGCUCUAUUUGGAGAAAUGCCAACGACGCUGAGCUUAAUCAAACAAUCAUCUCGUCAUUUAGUUGGCAAGACUUAGAGUUCAGUCGCAUCUCGUACAUACACACAUCGGUGCUCUGCUGUACGAAUGAUAGCUUCGAGUUUGCCCUCAAUGAUGGCUUUAAUGAGGGCCCUCCACAUGUGUUCAACGUGACUGUUUUUCGUCCGGUAACUAUCGCCAUAGAAAACAAUAACCGAACGUUCGAGACAACGCUUAUAAACUGUUCACAACGUUUGCCGGAACUUAGCAGUAUUGCGGAUAUUGAUUGGAUUGAGAUGUCGCAAACGCAGAAACCUGUAAACGGGAAACUGGACAUCAUCGACCUCGGACAACGACAAGCGGCCUUUGAGUACAGGAUUAAGCCGAUGCUCGCGAAAGACGUUACCAAUGACACUUUUCACGUCCUUCUACAACGAGCUGGCCGCCAAAUCGAAAACGUUACAAUGAGCAUUCAUUGGUGCUGGCUUACGGUCUUCGUACCGUCUGACGUUUCUGCUGGAGAAACCCUUGAACUUCAAUUUCACAGGUCCGGUGGAGCGAGUACCCAUAUCGAGGGAAUGUUGGAGACUUCGGUGGGUGAAUUCGCAUUCUCAAUAGCACCUACCAUGCUAACGAAAACGGUUUCCCUACACGUUCCGGAAAGUCUGUCUGGACGACGUUUUUUGAUCCAUCUGAGCGCUGUUCGAGGCUGUUUACUUCAUGAUAAUUGUUCUACGGUAAAAGUAUUCAGUGUCAUUGUUCUGUCCACUGAAAAGGUUAUUCAUUUCGAAAAUGACGAACUGAGUAUUCAAGAGCCUGACAAGCCUUUUGUGAAGGAGAGGUUCUUUGUCCGAGUGGUCAGAAGGCCAUCCUCUGAACGAGUCGAUAUAAAGUUUCGGUUCUACACGAUAGUGGGAACAGCACGUUCAAAUGAAGACUUCGUCCCUGUGGACCAAGUUCUCACUCUUCAAGCAGAAGAUGACGCCAUUUCUGUACCGGUAGAAAUUCUUGGAGACGCUUAUCUUGAGACGGUGGAGUUUUUUUAUAUUUUGAUCGAACCACUCGAUGAACAUGUGCCAUUCAAGAUUUCGAAGGCUCGGGUGCGCAUUGAAGAUAGUCCUCUGCGGUUGACUUUUCGCCAUCGGCCACUUAUACUCGCAAUCAGCCCAGACACAGGAAAACUGAUGUCUCAUACUCGAUUCCUUCACAAAGGGACCACCCUUUAUUGUGCUUCGGCGUGCGACACGAAUCAUCCACAAUAUCCAUGUUUGGAGAAAGUGUCUAAUUCAACUAUAACCCGCUAUCAAUGGAAAGUGUCCACGGAAUUAAUAAAAAAUAGCCGUAAUCUGAUUUCCUCAGAUGCCCUCGUUCCUAUUAGGUCUCGGAGCUUCGUUGCUCGCACCGACAAAAUAAUCCUGCCUGGCUUUUUAUAUUUACUCCCAGGUUCAAAAGUGUCUUGCUCUGUAAAACUCGCUUCUAUUGAUAAAAAAGAGCCCGACGGUUUUUGGAUGGACUCAGAACAAUAUCUAGUGGACGACGGAUCCUUGUGUGGAGGUCGCGCAGGAUCUAAGCCCUUUUCGACCAAGUUAAGCCUAGACGAGAGCUCAGCUGGAGCACAGCCACGAAUCACGUUUUCACUAGCGUUAACGUUGCCUCAUCACGACGGAGCGUUACCGCUCUGGUCCACGCACUCCAUUACCCCAGGGGACUAUCAGAGGCCACUGUUUGCCACUAAGCACGUUUGUUCGAAUAUAGCUCCUGGCAACACAAGCGAUUUUCUAUCUGCUCUCGACCUGCGUUCAUGUACGUGGAAUUAUAAGCGAUAUUUUUCGCUUGGUGAGCUGUUAGCUUGCGGCGGUCGGCUUGAUCACAGCGACGGCGAAAAUGACGAUGAAGAUGGACAUACAGCCGCAUCUACAGUGACCAUAUCGUUGCCCAUGCACGUCAUGUAUUUGGUUCAUGGUCGUAGCGGUAGAUGGCAGCACGUGUCCGUAUCGAACGUGCUGCAUAUUGCCUUCGUUUACAAUAACUGGGCGGUUGGUGAAAGUGGAUUGUACAAGCGACGCGAUAUGCAUACAUCAGAAAUUUCUGGCAGCGCAGAUGUCGAUAGCGUCAGUGUUGACUCGAACAGGAAUCUUGUGGUGACUUUUCGAACCACAAUCAAGUUCCAUGGAAGGCUCGUAGUCGACAAGGAAAAAGUGCGAUGGAACGAAUCCCGGUUAACUUUAUCCCCACGACGAGGAGUACAAGCGGCAUUCUUGCUUCGGCUCGAGAAGCAGCUCUCAGAAACGGAAGCUCUGUGGACCUUAGGAUCGCUGGCUUCGCUUCCACAAUACACCGGCAAUUACAGUCUCGCCUUUUUCCCAUGCGUGGGCGCAACACCUGGAACAUGCCGUGUGCAACCUCAGUCCCCGCCUCUUCAGUUUACCCUACCAGUAGAAGUCGAGACACCCCAGGAUAUGGAGCAGCAAAGCUAUUCAAUGGACUCUGUUAUGGAACUGACCUCUGCCGAUCGAUGGUUAAGCAUGGAAACCGCGACGAACCAGACGAAUCAAUAUAGCAACCUCAGCAGUGUCUUCCAUCAAGGCGAAACAGUACUCGGCGUAGUUCGUACUUUUCUCGUCGGAAGUUCACCGGAAAGGUCUCCGUUAGUGGCGCGCAUUCGCCAGUGUUUUCUCUGCCACAAUAUUACGCGGACCACGACACCUCAUUUAUCAGUGAAGCCCAAUCAACAGCCCCUGCAUUGCCCAUAUAAGAUUAUCGACUGGGAAUCGUCAAAUGACUCCAGUGUCAUGUCUGCGCCUGAAAUGUCUUUCCAUGGCAGACUUGCUUCCCAACAUCGGCGUACGUUCUCAGCAGAACUUCUUCAGCGUCUGGAUUCUCUGGGCGCGGACGGUUUUACAUUCGAUAUUGAUAGUCUGUUCGCUUGGGAACCAGUGGAUGACAAACAUCCAUGGCAUGUGCACUGUAUUUUCUCCGUCCUCGAACAAUCGGCCGGAACACCGGGGCGCUUUCGACGAAAUUCUGCUUUUGAGCAUUGGCCAAAAGAGAUUGUCCUGCAAAAAUCACUUGAAUUGCUUUUGGCUAAAACAAACUCUAGUGCUUCGUCGGUAACGAAAGCUCAGCAGGCUCUUUUAGCAACAGCGUGCGCUAAUAUCGUCGGGGUUUUUUUCUGUGGAGCUCUCGUUGUCCUUCUUUUUUUCGCUGUUUUUAGGCUCCGAAAAGAGAAUUCUGUUGUGUCGACUUAUAGAACGGUUCCUGUGGCGAAUGAAGUUAUCUCUCAAAGCGGACAACAGGAGACUCUGCUGUAGUCAAUAUGGUAUCAUUUUCUGACUAUUGUGAACGUGCGAAAAAAAACCGGGUCUCUGUGUACGUAAACUUGGAUUAUAAUCUGAGUUACAUCUGCCGCCGCACCUCUAAAGAUAUUUGCGAAAGAGCUAAGGGCUGUAGCUGUUAUAGAUAGCAGAGACUGGUCGCACUAGCCACAAUUUCUAGUCGAUUAAGAUAAACGAAUUACAUUUAUAUAUAUAUAUAGGCAACUAACGAUACUUUUGUACAUAAAAAGAAUACUUAUAAUGUCGAGUGUGUGAACGUACGCCUACGCUGUGCACUAUAUCGAAAGGUCUAGAUUUUUCAUACUGUGAUGAAAUAAACUGUACAUAGAGCAAAGAAGAUGAGUUGUAAGUAUGAGUGUAGAAAUUUUAGGGUAAUGCAUAGUUUUCCCAGAUGGUAAUGUAGCGUACUUUCUAUGACCGAGUUUCAUACAAUACGUUUUGUUCUCGUACAUUUUACUAUUAGAGUGAGACAAAUGCGCUUCAAGUGAAGUCGGGAUCAGUUUAAAUAGUCUUCCAUAAUUAUGGUGCAGAAACGAUCACUUGCUAUCUACAGACGCAAAGGUCGUUAUGACUGUAGCUAGUCGAGAUGAAGUUAGUGGUUCAUACCUGGAAAUUAUGGCGUGGUUGAAAAGUAGAGCCGUUUGAAAAAGAACACGGAGUAUUAUUGCUCCAUGGCUAAGUUAGUUUCUUCGGCUGCCAGAAGGCACUUAAAAUGUAUUGUUUAAAUGAAAACGCCCCCUUUGAACUACUAUCGUAAUUUAUUUGCUUGAUUAAUUGUUCCGUAGUAUAAAAUCGUCUUUUCUCGGGUGUUUCUUUUCAGGUUAUUCGUUCACUUUAUUUAAUGAUGCGAAUAUUAAUAAUUAUUAUUAUUAUUUAAUUCCAAUUCAUCUUAAUAUAGUUACUUGCAUUUAUCUUCAUCACUGUUUCCUCACAAUAAUCUAUAUAAUGUCUCUUCAACAUGUCGUCGAGUGUUUUUACAAAAAACCAUUGCCGUCUAUGUGUUUGUGUUGUAUAUUGUUUCGUGGGUCGAGGUGGUGGUGGUGCG